Aspergillus steynii IBT 23096 is the source of this 2337-nucleotide messenger RNA. Its product is annotated as putative C6 transcription factor. Bases 1 to 2337 code for a protein of 778 amino acids. The transcript has 3 exons. NCBI's taxonomy places the organism in Eukaryota, Fungi, Ascomycota, Eurotiomycetes, Eurotiales, Aspergillaceae. The record is from RefSeq and is a predicted model, not a curated record. Gene Ontology annotation, cellular component: nucleus. Gene Ontology annotation, molecular function: DNA binding; DNA-binding transcription factor activity, RNA polymerase II-specific; zinc ion binding. Gene Ontology annotation, biological process: DNA-templated transcription; regulation of DNA-templated transcription.
AUGCCACCGAAGGAGAAUCACAACGACAGCCAGGCCAACGGGCACAAUGGACCCUCCAAGCCCGAGGACGAUGUCCCUGCCUGCCAGUCCUGCCGGAAGAAAAAGGCCCGCUGCAAUCGCGCGCAACCGUGUGACCAAUGUACUCGAUUCAACGUCUCUUGCGUCUAUGACGAUCGACGUCUGAAGCCCGGUCUCCGCGCAGGCGCAGUCGACCAGCUCUACCGUCGCAUUGAAACGCUCGAGAAUAUGUUUCUCGGUCAGGAGAUGCUCUGGCAGCAGAUGCGGCAGGCACUUGGUCUUGAUAUUGAUUUGCUCGAAUCUGCGGACCAACCAACCAACUUCACGGAAUUGGAGCGGCGGCGAGAACACUUGAAAAGCUGCCUACUGCAAGCUGCGGCCGAGUCGAAGCAAAAGAGGCAGAGCACGUCGCCAGCACAAGAUGUGGCAGAGGAUGAAUCGGCUUCGCGUGUAGCAAAGCGUCGGAGACUCGAGGAGUUGCCUGCGUCCUCGCCUCAUUCGUACUGGGACAAUGACCCCAGCGGCCUUCUACCGCCCGAUGUCAUGAACGAAUUGGUUGAUUUUUACUACUUGAAUAUUCACCACUGGAUUCCGAUCUUGCAUGUGGCUCGAUUUCGAGAGCGGAUGGGGUCCGAAGAAGAACGCCCGCGCAUUGUUUGUAUUCUGCAUGCGAUAAUCGCGGUAUGUGUGCGCUUUUCCCAGAACGAGCGCCUAUGCGACGAACAGACGAAAUCCCGCAUCGCGGAGAAAAGUCGACAGAAAGUGAUCUUGAACAGCAUUGAGACUUUCUCUGUCGAGAAUCUGCAGGCUUUGAUCAUUGUGGCUUUUGAGACGAUUGGCCGAGGACGCGGUCCGUCAUCUUGGUCUAUUAUCGGAAACAUGGUGGGCACAGUAGAACAAUUACAGUUGAAUGUGGAAGAGGACGAGCUUUAUCAACCCACAAACGCAGGCGAGACGCUUAUUCGACGCAUGCUGUUUCUAACACCAUCCAAAUCAUGGAGCGAGGCAGAGGAGCGCCGCCGGGUGUUCUGGACGGUUUUCCUCAUGGAUCGCUUCUGCAGUGUAUCCACUGGAUGGAAGAUGAGCCUGACCGGCGCCGAGAUCAAGCGUCGAUUGCCAUGUGAGGGUGCUAUAUGGGGACAGGAGCGAGAAGUACGUACUCCCUACUUUGGGAUCUCAGACUCCAAGGGUCCACCGUCAAGCAGCUCGGCCCUUUUUGGAAGUGAUGUACUGUCAACCUCCGGGAAUCAGGAUUCCAUUGGCGGGCUGGCGUAUAAUAUCGAAGCUACGGAGUCGCUGGCCUUGGUGACAAAUUUCUUUCUUCACCAUGCGUUUGUUGUCAAUGACACUGAAAAGGCUCAGUUGUGGAUGAUGAAGUUCAAAGAGCUUGAUCUUAGACUAAUCCAAUGGAAAUUAUACCUGCCAUCUAAGUGGCGCGAGGCCUCCGUCCUGAACGCUGAUGGAGUCAUGGAUCCUAACCUCAUCUUGGCUCAUCUGACGCACAACACCGCUGUUAUUUUGCUUCAUCAAGGGAUUGCAUACCCGCCUGCGCACUGGCAGAGCUGUGCCGUGAAGCCGCCGUCAGCAUCAUCCGCAGAGACAUGUCUUGAGGCAGCCUCGGAGACGGCAAGGAUUGGUCAAAGAUUUCUGGCCUGCUCACCUAUAUUCACCAAUCCCCAAUUUUCAUUCUGUUUGUUCAUCGCGGGUCGGAUGCUGCUCGCUCAUUCCAGGUAUAAUCAAGUACCUAUUCCACCCGUCCUCGAUACUUUGAUUGCCAGUUUGCUGGAAAUUUCACAACGAUGGGCCGGGCCUGGGAAGACGACCGAUGACGGAGAAGGCAACCUUGCAUCAAGUUUUGCGAAGCGACUGAUCGAGGCUCAAAGUAACUCGGCAAUGCGUCCUCGUCCAAGCUUGGAUAUUAGACAAACAGCGUACUCGGAUGAAUCCAAAGAGCAGCCACGAUCGCCCGCCACUGUUGCUUCUCGCAGCGAAACAAACGCGUUACCGCCACGACGGAUAAACCCCAGUAUCUCACAGAAUAAUCACCUCGAGACCUCAGCGCUGCAGGACCCGUUCGGGUAUGAUCCAUUCAGUCUCGCCUUUCCACCGCUUCCCCCCGCCUUCCAGCAGGAGUUCCCCUUGUCGGCGUUGGGACAAGGUGUUGAAGGCCAGGCCCUUUUGCCUCUGGGAAUGCAAUCAUACGAUGCAGACCCGCUACACAUGUGGCAGAACCCUAGUGUCAAUUAUGGCAACGCGGUGAUUAGCCCUGGGGAUGACUUGUCCCAUUUGUCUAGCCACACACCCAGGUCAGGAAACUGA